ACAACGUGUUACAGUAACUUUCACUUUGCUCACUGCCUCAGCGUGCUGGUAAGCUGGCUACGCAGUGGUCAGUAGGGUCUAUAGACAAGACUUAUAAUACUGUAAGAAACUAGACAAUGGCCAAGAAACUAGACAAUGGUUCAAAAAGCACCGAGAACGACUUUGAGAACCAGUACGACUCAACAUGGGACGAUGAGGAUGACGAAGAGCAGCACGACAGGACGAAGGUACCCAAGCAGCAGAUUCACUGUACCCACAGAGACUUAUAUGCUGCAAAGGACAUGCAAAAUUAUAGACAUAUGUGUCAGGUACCACCUUGUCUGGAUCCCCCUGGACCUCAGAGCAUUAAAGAUGCAGAAAGGUCUGAAGAUGAUGAGAGGGAGAUGUUUAACCUGAGGUUUUAUCAAAAUAAGAUACCAUCUCGCCCUGAUGAUUUAUACAUUCGGGACUUUCCCCGGUAUUGGUUUCGUGAUUACAAAAAGCUGGAAAAUACACACUCCUACAUUCAGUGGCUGUUUCCAAUUCAAGAGCAAGGGGUAAACCAUUGUGCACAUGUCCUUACCCAAAAAGAAAUUAAGUUUUUUCGUAAAGAUGACGAACUGAAGAGAAGACUGCUGAAGUCUUACAGGCUUAUGCUGGACUUCUAUGGCAUAAAGCUGCUGGAUGAGAAUACAGGUAAAGUGGGACAUGCAGAAAACUGGAGAGAGCGAUUUGAGAACCUAAACAGAAAAACACACAACAACCUCCGCAUCACCCGCAUUCUGAAGAGUCUGGGCAUCCUGGGGUUUGAGCACUACCAGGCUCCUCUGGUCUGCUUCUUCCUCACGGAGACUCUGGUAAGAGGAAGACUUCCCAGAGUGAAGCGGAGUGUUCUAGACUACUUUAUGUUCUCUGUUCUGAACAGGUCAGAGAGAAAAGAACUGAUUAGAUUUGCCUUUGAGAAGUUUGAGACAAAGGAAGAAUUUGUGUGGUGUCCUAAAAGGAUUCAAAGAAGAUUUCAAAAGGAGAUCAAUGCCAGAAAAGCAGGAAAUCCUGAGACACACCCUUCAGGAUCAGAGUCUGGUGCUCCAAGGAAAACACCGAAAGCAAGAAAACAAAAAGUAAAAAGACAGGAUCAGUGUCUGGUGCCCCCCAGCCAACCUCUAAAAAUGAAAAAGAAUACUUCAUGUUGCUGUAUGUUAUAGGUCAGACACUGAUCAGAUUUGCCUUCGAGAACUUGUGUGGUGGAGAAAUUUGUGUGGUGUCGUCUAAGGUUUAAAAAUUACAGCUUAAAUCCAGUUAUAGUAAAAAAUAAUGCAGAAAAGAAACACCAUGAGGUUUCUCAGCUUGAAACAAAACCUCUGUGCUAGGCCUUUAGUGUUUAGAACACAAAGUGAACAUUUUUCAGCCUAAUGUCCAUCUGCUACAUCAAUUACCACUGUAGGAUACAGUUGAUUAGCACAUCUGUGGUGCAGCAGAUACAGGUUGUCAUCCUGUUGGUUUAAAAACAUCAAACAAAACAAGAACACAUACAAGCAUUUACUCAAAUUUAUAUGAGACUGAUGCAAUAGAAACCAGUUUAGAUGGUGAAAUAU
Molecule: messenger RNA, 1574 nt
Organism: Pygocentrus nattereri (red-bellied piranha)
Lineage: Eukaryota; Metazoa; Chordata; Actinopteri; Characiformes; Serrasalmidae
Product: opioid growth factor receptor-like
Exons: 9
Coding region: 117-1184 (355 amino acids)
Cellular component (GO): membrane
Molecular function (GO): opioid growth factor receptor activity
Source: RefSeq, a predicted model, not a curated record